CAAAUAGACUGCAUUUUAUUGAAAUCGCCGAGAAGUUUGAAAAAAGCAUCAAAAAUAUUUUCGUGAAAAUUUGAUAUCAGUAAAUAAUUAAGCAAGAACGUAUUAUUUAUUGGAAGUGAAGUGAAUUAAAUCGCGUAUUGAUUAUGGAGAAACGCAUUUUAUUGGAAAAACGCGGUAGAGAAGCCAAUCAGAUCAAAGAACUCAAUUUAGACAACUGUCGCAGUACCACAAUUGAAGGCUUAACAGAUGAAUUUACCACAUUAGAAAAGCUCAGUUUGAUAAACGUUGGCAUCACGUCACUCAAGAAUUUCCCCAAAUUACCGAGCCUUAAAAAACUAGAAUUAUCUGAUAACAGAAUUUCAAAUGGUUUAAAUCAUUUACUAACAAGUCCCAAGCUUACAUCACUUAAUUUAAGCGGCAAUAAGAUCAAAGACUUUGAUGAAUUGAAACCAUUGGCAACUCUCGAAAAAUUGGAGACAUUGGACUUAUUCAACAAUGAUGUUACAUCAACUGAGAAUUACAGAAAUAAUGUAUUCCGAUUGAUAAAAUCGUUAAAGUUCUUGGACGGAUUCGAUAAAGAAGAUAAUGAAGCUUUGUCCGAGGACGACGAUGACGCAAAUGGAGUUGAAGACAUGCCAGACGCGUUUAGUAUAAAUGGGAUAGAUAUCGAUUUAAAAGAGCUUGAAGAGCUCGAGAAGAGAGUAGCAGCUAAGAAGAAAGCGCAAGCAACUUCGUCCUGCAAUAAUGCUAGUAAUAGUAACUCUAAUAGUAUAAAAGACUUGGAAGAUGAUUUCGAAAAGUCAUUAAAAAUCAACAAUGAUGUGUCACCAGCCACAAUGAGACCUUCCCUUGCGAGCAUGUUCUUAGUUGUUAUGAGCAUCUUUUCCAUUCUUAAUCAGAUUUAUUUCAAGCCAACGGCACAACGUGAUGAAGAUGAUGUAGCAGAAGAAGAGGAUUUCGAUGAAGACGACGACGAUGAUGAGGAUGAUGAUAUAGGAUUAAAAGAUGUUUACAAAGAUGAUAUUGAAGAAGACAGUUCUGACUGGAAUGAGAAUGAAAAUCCAGCGGACGAAGAUGAUGAGGAUAUCGAUUCAGAAGAUGGCGAUGAAACAGCUGAGAAGGUUGAGGAUGACGCUGAAGGUGAAUCUGAAUCACCUGCCCGAGGCAAGAAACGAAAACAUGAGGGUGAUGAGGGAGACUAAGCUGCUCUUAUCUUAGAGUAUAUAUCCCAAAUGAAUGGAUUGAUGAUUGUCAAUUCAUUAAAACAAAUAAAACCCGACAAAAAAAAAUAUCCCAAAACUCACAAAGAAAUGAAAAAAAAAAUAUUAAAAAAAGAUCAUUGAAAUUGACUAACACAAGAAAUUAAGGAGAAACAUCAACAACAACAACAAAAAAAAAUACAAAGUAAUUAAAUUUUUAUCCUCAAACAGAGAAAAAGAAGAAAAAAAACCAACAAUUUGUUUAUUGAAUUAAAAUGAAGUUCUCGUUACAUUAUGUUUAAAAUAAUUUUUCCUAUAACAUUUAAGGCAUUUUUUUACCUCUUUUUUGGUUUAAUUUCACUGUUUUUAAUCUUAUUUUUUGAUUUUCCGCACCUAAUUUUUCACAUUCUUUUCAGUACAACCAAAAAAGCUAAUACUUGAAAUGUUUUGUAUUAUUCUAUUCCUUUUUGAACUUAAAUCAUAUUAAAAACAUGGAAUAAUUAUUUUUAAUGUUAAAUUCUCCUCUAUGGACAAACUUAAAAACAGUUUAAAUUGCUAAUUUAAAAAAGGAACUUUGUCUUCUUCCUUCUCAUCUUAAAUCUUUAAAGAAUAAAAUGUAAAAUUUAUGAAUAUUUUUUUUAUCUUUCUUGCUUUUUUUUUUAAAGAAUGAAGGAUGGAUGGAAUGUUGAAUUUUUGAGGAUUUUUUGUGAGCUUAAAGUCUGCUAUGAGCUUCUAACUUGCUGGUCAAACUUCUGAACAACCUUUUUUGGUUCGAGGCACUUUAAUCGCUAUUUUGAAGAUUUGAAACUAUGUUUAGGCUCAAUUUUAAAUGAGAGAGUAGCUCACUUAUGCCUGAUAUAAUUCUGGAGCCUAAAAUAUUCCAAAGAAACUCAAAUUUGAAUCUAGACAUCUCCAAAAAUCAACGUUAGACUAUGACGCAUUAAUUAAGUGUCAACAGCUACUUAGCCAGUAACCACGCUACUUAAUUCAGUCUUAUUGAUUUCCAGAACUCUAGUUAAGCCCCUUCAAUUUAAUGGUAUCUGCAUCGAAUCCCUCAAUCUUCCAUCAAAUCUCCAUUUCAAGUACAUCCACAACAGAAGCAUACAAUAAGCUUACAAAAAUACUCAAAAUCAACAUUCUCAACAUUCUAAAUUCUUCCAACGAAAAAGAAAAUCCUUUUAUUUUCAGUUCACAUGCAUUAAUUCUGCUGUACAUAUUUUAUGUAUGAUGUAAAAUUUCCCAUA
Messenger RNA from Chironomus riparius, 2443 nucleotides. Lineage: Eukaryota; Metazoa; Arthropoda; Insecta; Diptera; Chironomidae. The record is from the annotation of a GenBank genome assembly.